AUGAUGUCACACGAAAGAAGCCGUCAUGAGAGAGAAAGGAAGGUUGAGGCUCUCGUGGCCUUUGCAACGACUCUCUCCCGCCGCCUGCAUCGCCACCUUUCUCCUCCCGUAGCUACAGCUGCUUCCUCCACGAGCGAUGAGGAGAGCCCCGAAAGCCUCACCGACAUCGUCCCCGCUCUCUCUACCCACCUUACCACCACCUUUCCGCUCGCCGUCCCCACAGCCGUUGUCUUGGCCAAGCGCGACACCCUCGACCGCCUCGCUACCGAGAUAUGGAACGCCGCGACGAGGCUCGGACGAGAGCGCGAACAGCAUGCAGAAGGGCAAACAAGAAUAGAUAAGAAGGUACUGUGCAAGGUGCGGGCCUUCGCGGUGUUGGUGCUGGAUGCCGCUGCGGCUUGCGAUAGCUCUGGAAAAGGGAAGGGAAAGGUCGGUGAUGGAAAUGAGGGAACGCUGGUGGAUAAAGGGGUGAGGGUAUUGAAGGUCGCGUUGAAGGUGGUGAGGUCUUGUGUUGAGGUGGGUAUGGUGGAGGAGGGCGGUUUACUAAGGGUGCUGGAGUGCGCGGCUGGAUGGGAGGGGAGGCUGGAAGGGCUGGUGGAGGGUUUGAAGAGGGAUGGAGAUGCGGAUGUGGGAAUGGUGGAUGUUGAUAUGAUGGAGGUGGUCGGGAGACUGAGGGCGGAAUAUUGGAUCCUGAGAAUGGUUCAUGCAUGGAAACAAGCACGCCUAGACCUCGCGGAGCAUAUGUUCUCGAAAAGCGGCCUCGAGCCGAACCGGCUUACGGCUGACACGGGAGAUAUGCUGACGGAUACACUGUUCGAGAUCGGCAGAGAUUUGUUCAGGAAGGGCCAGUAUGAGGACGCUGUGAAAUGGCUUGAUCGCGCUUACGACAUUAUUGGAGAGCAAAAUGUGGAAGAGCUGGAUCACGACGCCGUGGAGCUGCGAUUGGCCAUUCUUAACUUCCUGGUCCGCGCAUGUCUCAAAGUGAACACUGCAGAGUCGCAAGACAAGGCCCGCGGUAUCGUCGAUUUGCUCGAGUUGGAUCACGGCGACAAGAUGGUCGUCCAUCUCCUGAAGCUCGAUGUUAUUUCUGCAGAUCAAGAAUUGGACGUCGAGCAGUAUUACAAUGUGGUGGUUCGCAUGAUACGGUCUAUCGUGCUCACCGAUACAAAUUUCAAAACGAUCAUGCACCACGCCCAUAUCAUCAAAGGUAAAAGCCCUGAACUAGCUUGUAAAGCACUGGACAAACUGCUUCAUGACAAGCUUUUCCAACAUGAGAAUCCUCAAUGGAUUGAGAAAGUUACUGUUACACAAAUAUGGAUCCUUGCCAAUUCAGGAGACGACCAACCGUCAGAAUUUCUCACGGACCUGUUAAAUAUUGUACUGCAGAACUCGCGACCGUUCGAUGCUCCAGCGACGCACGCCUCACAGACAAUUCUUUGGAAGAAAAUUGAGACCCUCUACAGCCAUGGAAAAUAUGUCGAAUCGGAAGCCUGGUGCGAAAUUGCACUUCAUCCUCUUUUCACCAAGGCUGGAGAGUCAAACAAGGCGAAGAUUUCUAGAAAAGUCAUUCUGUGUGCUUUAUCAAGACAGGAACACAACACUGCCCGGAAGGUGUUUUUUGAGAUGCCUGAGAAGGAAAGGAACAACCCGAUGACUCGCUUUUUGAUGUACAAAAGUGCCAUUCGAGACCAGCAGCCGGAGUUCGCCGCGGAAUGUCUCGACACCAUAAAAGCCCAAGGAUUGCGAGACCAGAAAAGCGCCAUUGCUGCUCUUCAGAAAGCACUGGAGAAAUACGACUAUGGUGCACCUGUCGCAAUACACCUCCCAGCGCUGCUUCGAUCAACAAUCAGACUCCUUGUCAAUCAACUGAGCGCCUCUUCCGACAUCAAUGAGGAAGCAAUGAAGGAACUUCUCCGGUACGAGCUCGAAUCGGCGCUGAAGCGCAGGGACUGGGAUAGCCUCGACACACUCUGGGACGAAUGUUUCGACAUCCCAGACAGCGGAACUGGAACAAAGGAAACAGGAGGCAGCUGGUACACCCGCCACCUUGAAACUCUCGCCGACCUUGCCCUCGUCAUCCAUGCAGAUCUGACCAAAGCUCAACCAUCGUCUUCCGCGUCGACAACAACAACAACAGCCACCCACCGCGCCCGCAUCCUCGGCGUCCUCCAACGCAUAGUCAACCAGAGCUGUAGCAGUGGUACUAUCGGUAGCAGCAGAUCUGAUGACGCCGCCGUCCAUCUUUCCCGCUGGAUCCGCUGUCUUUUCAAGCUAUCAAUCGACAACAGCCACGCGCUCGAUGACCCGGACGCCAUCCCACUUCAAUGCAUAGAGCAAGCAACGAACGUCAUCUCGUCUUCGUUAUCUUCGUCAAUCGCCGGCGCUGUCCAGCGGGAAAGGGGCAAGGGCGUAGAUGAAAAUGAUGGCGGCGGCGGCUCACACUGCUACCCGCAAAUCGAAGCGGAGUGGCUGGCGUCGACAGCGUUCAACCGGGCCAUCGACUUUUUCUGUGCUGGGAAUGAUGCGAGGUGUAAGGUCUGGGCGGAGAAGGCGAUGGAGCUGGCGAGAGCGGCAGAGCAGAGGACUGGCCGUGGUGAGGUGGAGAGGCGCGAGCGUGGGCUGUAUGCGGUCUUGAUGGAUAGGUACAAGGGAUUGCUGAGAUGGGAGUAG
Molecule: messenger RNA, 2670 nt
Organism: Lasiodiplodia theobromae
Lineage: Eukaryota; Fungi; Ascomycota; Dothideomycetes; Botryosphaeriales; Botryosphaeriaceae
Product: Tetratricopeptide-like helical protein
Exons: 5
Coding region: 1-2670 (889 amino acids)
Biological process (GO): regulation of synaptonemal complex assembly; meiotic cell cycle
Molecular function (GO): protein binding
Source: RefSeq, a predicted model, not a curated record